CAUCACGCGUUCAUCAUGCUGCGUAUUUCUACGCAUUGCCUUCACCUUCCUCCGACCGCACGCCCGUGGCUAGCUGUAGCGAGCAUCCGCCGUUUUGCCUCUGGGAAAAGCAGAACCAACGCGCGCGAAGAAGACCUCCAAGCCGCGCGCAAGUGGCUGGAUCAGCUGCACGCAGACACUAUCCCGAAGAGCAUAGGCGAAUUGACCUUCAGCAGGUCUUCCGGUCCCGGCGGGCAGAAUGUUAACAAAGUGAAUUCGAAGGCUACAUUGAAAGUGCCUCUUGAUGCCUUGCUACAACACGUGCCCAGCGCGCUCCACGAUGAACUCAGGAGCUCUCGCUAUGUCGCUGCUCGAUCCGAUGCGAUCAUCAUACAAGCCGACGACAGCCGUAAGCAGAACGAUAAUGCACAUAGCUGCUAUAAGAGGCUGUACGAAGCUAUCGUGGAUGCGGGGCGCGGAGCGAUACCGGGCGAGACGUCGGCCGAGCAAGCGCAGCGCGUAAAGCAACUACAAAAGUCUGAUAACGAGCGACGGCUGAAGACGAAGAGGCAACGCGGCGCCAGGAAGAGCUCAAGGAGGAGCCGGGGUGAUGAUUGAGCUGCAGGAAGCAAGGCAGGGGUAUCUGCACGGGUAGGGUAUGCGAUAACCAUCUUAUCUACUGAGAGAUGGCAAUAUCUUGGGGAUGGCCGGCAUAUGGAUCUGAGAGCUAUCAAAGCUCCUCGCAUCGAGGAGGAUAUUCGUCAGGCUUGGCCAAAGUAGGGCAAAGUGUCCUUGCUGACUCAGGUGUCCAAGGAGGAAUGGAGCCGCUGAAGCUCCUCAUUUGUACCCCACUGCUUCAUGUUCGCUCGAAUCAACCGACCCGCGUCCUCCUUCUUCCCCUCUUUUCGUAGUGUUUUGAC
This is a messenger RNA of Trematosphaeria pertusa, 899 nucleotides long. RefSeq lists its product as uncharacterized. The record is from RefSeq and is a predicted model, not a curated record. Bases 16 to 597 code for a protein of 193 amino acids. Gene Ontology annotation, biological process: mitochondrial translational termination. Gene Ontology annotation, cellular component: mitochondrial large ribosomal subunit. Gene Ontology annotation, molecular function: translation release factor activity. The transcript is spliced from 3 exons. Lineage: Eukaryota; Fungi; Ascomycota; Dothideomycetes; Pleosporales; Trematosphaeriaceae.